GGUCGCAAGUGUUGGGUUUCAAACUCGGCGCGGGAGCGCUGCGCGUCGCCGCGCGCUGCUGUGCGCAGUGGUUUUUUGAACGGCGGCCUAGCGCGCUCAAAAUGCCCAGGAGGGUCGCGAGGCGCGCGGGUCCAAGUUCGUCCUCUGCCGCGUGGCACGGCCGACCGAUGCGGGAAUCGCUGUGAGGCGUCCCGGAGAGCGCCUGCCACGAGCAAUGCGUGCCGCGGUGAAGCCAGUAGCGCGCGCGGAGGAGGGGCGCGUCUCUGGGCCGUCGCAGACAGCCUCGGCGCCGAGUCGCAAAAGCGAUGGCUCGAAGACUCCUAGGCGUGGCCCCAGGAGUCCUGCCGCAGAUAUCUGGCGGAAGCAAGGCUUUUUCGAGUCCGCUGUUGGCCAGGCGCUGCAGCACAGCGCAUGGUAUUGUGUGCGCGCGGAGGCACGUAACGACCUCGCGAGGCGCACCCACAGCAUCCAUCGACGCACCACACCCGCGGGGCUGCGCAUUUUCGGCACCAGCAGACGCCGCCGCCGCGGCAGCACAUCCAAAGCCACUGCACCGGCAAGGGCAGCCAGGCGCCGACGAUGGCGGCCCCGGCCACGCCCGCCACGCCCGCUUCAUAUGGAGACGACUUCGAGGACGACUUCGAGCCCGAGACGCCCGGCGUCCAAGCGCCGGCGCCGGCCGCGGCGGCCGACGACGACCUCGGCGACUUGCUCGAUGCGAUUAUUGACGCGCCGGAGGCGGCAGCGGCGCCGGAGCCCGAGCCCGAGCCGGAGCCCAGCGACGAAGCGAAGGAAGACGUCGCGGCCCCCGAGACGCAGGAGCCGCCGAGAGCCUACGCCGACGUCCUCAUUCUCGAGGCGAAAGAAGACCACGCGGCUCAUCUCGCGGAGCUACGGCACGCGCAUGGCGCCCACUUUUUGCUGCGACUAAGGCAGUUCCUGGCUAUAGCAAGGGCGGAUCGCGCGGGCGUGGAUCAGCGCGACGACGCCGGCGACCCCGGGUUGCUCGGGCCCAGUCGCGGCCAGGGCCCCCAGAACUCCUUGGCGAGGUCAGAACCGUGCCUCGAAGCCAUGGCAGGGUUGUGGCGGACGUUUGAAAGCCAGUACGAGGACGAUCGCACCGCAUCCCUCAGUACGGAAACCGCGCGAUGGAGUCCGGCCCACGAGCACCAGUUCCUGUUGUUCCGGAGCGGCUGUCGCGCGGACCCCGGUCACAGUUCAUUGAAAUCGAUGUCGCGCCAUAAGUCGACAGGAUUAGGUGCGAGGGAUCCGUCUCACGCCGCUACCGUAGCCGCAAAACCGAUCAACCUCAUGACGAACUUUCUGACCGCGCGCACCGAUGUGGUAUGUGACUUGGACAGGAGAGCCUACAAAGAUUCGUCGAAGACCAAUGCUGAUAAAGAGAAUUUCGUGGACGCGGCGCGUGCCGGCGCAGGAAUGUUAUCGUGGCGAGACCUCCACGCCAUCGACGCGACGCCUGCUCAUCGCCGAGCAAUGAAUUUGCGCCACGCAGGUCAUCGAGCUCAUAGAGGGCCGGAGACGCCGCAUGUUAGAUGACUUCGACGAGACGGUCGAUGAUUGCCGAAUCGUAGCUCGAGUCAGUAGGGCGGCGACAUUUUGUGCAAGACUGUCCCAUGCCGUACGUUCAAAAAAAGGCAAGCGUUUUACCGAUGUGCACGACUUGUUCGGGAAGCGAGCGCGACUCCGACCGAAAGCCAAAACGCAAGAAGAUGAAACUACAUACACGUUUCCCGAGUUGCUGCUGGGGACGGCCUUGUUAAAUGUACCUUUCUCGGUCUGGGAAGCAAGGGACUUCUUCGCGAGCGUCGGCGGGAAAGUCGGCCAGCCCGCCGAUCUAGGACAACUGGAAGGUAUUUUUGUGGCCUUUUGGCUCGAAGUAGCGGCGCGCCGAGGCAAGUACAAAGACCCGGACGACGAACCGGCGUGGGCCGAUUGUAAGAGUCCCGUGGUCGAGACCAAGGAUCCCGAAUUACGGCGGUUUCGAGCGGCUCGCGAUGCUGUUGCUUCCGCCGCAGCUGACUUGCACCUGACCUGGGAGCAUCAAACUGAGGAUGACGAAGCUACCGAACCCUCAAGACCGCAAGCGCCGGGCUACAUGAGGAACUGGAAUCCCGGGAAACAAUUGAAGAGAGGUCUAGAAGUGCAGUCGGACGCCGACUACGCGUCCAAGACCGAAGGCCUCGUCAAGGCCGAGCAUUUGCUCCACCGACGGAAUCUCCUCGCGCAGAAGUACAUCGACCUGCGGAGUGCGUUCAACCGACGCAUGGUGCAUCACGCGCGGCCGUCGACCGCGGGGCUGACUAGACCGCUCAAGAACCUCAAGGAGUCCUUCGCGGUGAAAACGUCGCCCGUCGCGCGGCCGCGGACGGCGGACACCGGCGCUCUUCGACGGCGUCGAGACUUGGCCGCCGCCUUACGGCGCAACGAACGGGCCGAAGUCUUGCAGAGAGAUUUUGGUGCGGAGGCGAAAGCAAGGCGUCGGAAGAAAAAUGAGGAGAGAUCACGGGAGCUUUCUAGAAAAUUAGCCCAGGAGAAGGCGCAGAGGAAGUUACUGGGGCCGCCGAAGACGCCCCCGACGUCGUGGAUCCCCGAGGCGACGUCUACGAGUGUGAAAAAGCGGCCUUCCUCCGCGCCGGCGCUGCGGCCGCCCUGGAACAAACGCGUCCCCCAGUCGGCGCACAAAGAAGUUGUCGUCGUCGAGAAGAAGCGCCGGAAACGCAAGGUCAAGGGCGCGCCGAAGGACCGGGCCUCGACGCACGGCUGGCGCGCACGCGCCCCCAAAGCAAAAGAUCCGCCGCCCGUCUUACCGGCGUGCCUCUUCCCCAUGUCGAAGGGAAUUCUACCUGGCUUGUACGCCGAGCCGCCGUCGUCCUUUAAGUUGCUCGUGUGAGGCCCGCGUCGACGGCGUCCGAGGGCGAAGCUCGGAUAACACAUGUU
Messenger RNA from Pelagomonas calceolata, 2958 nucleotides. The record is from the annotation of a GenBank genome assembly. Lineage: Eukaryota; Pelagophyceae; Pelagomonadales; Pelagomonadaceae.